AUGGGUUCAGAAUGUGAAGGCAAGGGUUCGUGGCCAGAGCUUGUUGGAGUGGAGGGGGAGGUUGCCAAAGCAACAAUUGAGAGAGAGAACCCAAUUGUGACUGCUAAGAUUGUGGUUGAAGGAGAAACAUAUGUCAUCACCAACUACGAUUGCUACAGGGUUUGGGUAUGGGUUGAUAAAGAUGAUCGACUUGUCACAAGGCCUCCCAUAAUUGGUUAA
Molecule: messenger RNA, 219 nt
Organism: Prunus armeniaca (apricot)
Lineage: Eukaryota; Viridiplantae; Streptophyta; Magnoliopsida; Rosales; Rosaceae
Source: the annotation of a GenBank genome assembly